AUGGACCACGCACGCUUGAACGCAGGUCAGCCAAGUCCAUCCAAUUUCAGGAGCUCCCCCCGCUUGCCUCCGAGCUGCCUUUUUGCUUUCCAAAAUCCGUGCACCCCGCCAGAAGUUUGCUGACGAGUGAACUGACUGAGAGGUCCAAACCUCUGAAGCGAAUUUCAGAACACCGUCUCCUGUGGUGGUCCUGUUCUCACUUUCGCUCUCUGCCUUCAAACUGCAGCACAAAUUUCAGCUGUGCUCCAGAGAAGCUGCCACUCGCUUGCCAAUGCCCUGGCUUCUUGCUGGAUUUGACAUCCGGGACUAGCAGAAGACCACAGCGAGGAAGCUCACACCAACAUGGCUAGCUGCAAGGAUCUGUCUCUGAUGGUUCUGAGAACAGUUACUGGAGAAAUGUGACACUUUCUCCAGCUUCUGUUCGAUAAGGUUCCUUCGACGGAAGCAGCAGAGAUAGUCAUUAUAUCCAGCAACAAGUUUGGGAGUCUGUGGAAGUUCUUCAGGACUUCUAUGGGGAAUGUGGCAUUUUUAGCCUGUUGUUUGUCGAAAGUGGUCCGGGUGGUGCAUCCGAGUGGCAGAGUGUACAUAUACACUCAGCCUAUAACCAUCGCCGAGCUCUUGCUUGCUUAUCCUCAUCACUAUGUGUGUGACAGCCGAGGAACAACUCAGAAGGGUGCAAUGCUUCCUCUGGAAAUGGAGUUGCAGUUGGGACACACCUAUGUACUGGUGCCACUUCCUCGGCUCUUCAAUUAUUUGAAAGGUGGACAGCGGCCCCAACCCACGUCUUGUAUUCCGACGGGCCUCUGUCUUCAAGCAGGAUGUCAAGGAUUCCCAACGUUGUCACAUUCGGACGACGAGGACGAGCCGAAAGUUACCAGGAGGAGAAGGGGUCGAGUAACUCUGGGAUCUCUCCUCGCUUUAGAAUCACGUUGCACGGGGCUGAUCAAGCACAGUUACAAGGAUUCGAGUAAAAGUCCAAUCACCCUGCAUAUGCGGAGAAUUUUGGAAACUGCGGAGAUGCACUGGCGGUACAUAUGCCAGGAAAACAGAUCCUGGAGACCAGAGCUCGAGAGCAUCAAGGAGGAGGCAAGAAAGUCCUGCACUAGCUCGCCACAACAUGAACUAAGUCUCAUUGAUCACCAUCGACCAUUGAUAAGAGCAAGUCCCGGGAGCUCGUCGCUUAGACCGAAAGCUUGAUCGGUGAAAAGUGAGUUACAGCACACACUCAGUUAUUCGAAGCAUUCAAAGAGCUCCAGCUCCAGUCUCUACUAUUUGAACGAAGGCGGCUCAAGAUUGUGGGUUCAGAAUUCAGAGCAUCAGACGAAGGACAGGGAGCGCAGCAGCGGUACUAAAGAACACGUUUGUUUCCGAAGCUACUACAAUAUCCAAGAUAAAUUGUUCAGUAGGUUGUUCAAGUUGCAGCUGACCAAUCAAGCACAUGCUUUAGUGUAUAACUAGUAAUUAGUACCUAAGAUCCUAAUCCUCUAUGAUCGUCUGGUUAGUAUUUUGGACAUCAUAGACAUACAUUAAUAGUACGUUGGGAAGUUGAAAGAUGUACUUUCCAACCGCUGUUUUCAGUUACGAUUGAAGACUCUGUGCACAUGAUAUUCACUGCACUUUCGUACCUGUGUGUCGAAAAGAUUGGGAGAGUAACAAGUGGAAGAUGCGACGAGAAAAUGCCGGGAUUCGCAGGUGAAGAGAUUAUGAGAGUACUCGUAUGUUCUGCCGGAGAGGAUAAAUAUUUAGAAGAAUGUAGACUUUUCAAUUUACGCAGAAAUCAGUACAGAACCACACGUACGCUUCCUCCUCCUCCUCAUCACCAUCAGAAUGAGUCCACUUGGACGUGCGAGGGAUUCGAAAGUAUGUAACAUCCAGGUUAGUUCAAUACGCUCGUCUCAUCAAAUUACUUGAGUUUGAU
Messenger RNA from Marchantia polymorpha subsp. ruderalis, 1918 nucleotides. The record is from the annotation of a GenBank genome assembly. NCBI's taxonomy places the organism in Eukaryota, Viridiplantae, Streptophyta, Marchantiopsida, Marchantiales, Marchantiaceae.